AUGCGAAUUUCUUCAACAGACAAGAGCUCUCCUCUCAGAAACUUCAUUGAGACAGAACACCAACAAGCCGGCCUGUACUCGCUGCCCGGGUUAGACUCUUUGGAUGCGUCCGAUAUCCAAAAGAAAAGAAGGCGUAAAUGUGGCGUCUGCGGCCCGUGUCUACUCAGAAAGAACUGCGGGAACUGCGGAAACUGCCUCAACAGAAAGACAGGAAAACAGAUCUGCAAACUGCGCAAGUGCGACUCCUUGAAGAAGAGGCGCGACGAGACUGAGAGGAGAGAUAGCCGGCUGGAUGGGGAUUUGGCUGCCGUUUACUGGACCACGAACCAAGACAGCUCACAAGAACGCAGGGUGGACUAUCCUGAAGACGCCAGUGCACUCAGCCUGGACACCACACGUCCUACAGCAGAGACUGUUUGCAGAGUCACAUCAGUGGAUGGCCCCAGAAGCGGAGGCCAGAUGGAAAUUGGGUCACAUGACCGCCUCCAAGAAGGCGCAUCAAACCUGAAUUUGGCCAAUGGGGUGAGCCGAUAUGCUAAUGGUGAUGAGGCGCCCAUGGAAGAGGAACAGCAUAGACAAGGCUGGGUGCCAGGGCAGCCCAAGGUCAGUGACUCCCAACAACACCACAACUGGACCAGUCGACCCAACACCACCCGGGAAUCCAUCCAACACGUGGACAUAGAAGAUGCACGCAAUCUGGUGGCAUUCUCUACUACUGUAUCACGACCUGCCUCCACCUCUUCCUCCGCCCAUGUGCAACAGAACACCAGUCGACUGUAUGAGAAAUUCACCCAAGAAAUGGGCGAGGGGGAACAGGUGGGACAGCCUGAUGGGCUUGCAAAGGGAAGCUGCCAAGGCCCAGACGACCUGGACACUCUACAAACUGCACUGAGCCAAGCCAAACAUGGACACAAGCCCCCAAAUUGUAAUUGCGAUGGGCCUGACUGUCCUGACUACCUAGAAUGGCUGGAGAAAAAAAUCAAGUUGGCAACAGAUGAUGAUAAGGCUCCAUGCAGCAAGUCUAUUACACACACUCAGCAGACAAAUGGCAACGGCGGACCCUCUACAUUCCCACAACAACAGCAGGGUCAUAAUCCACAGCAAGCCCCUGGUUCCAAACCGCCUAUUCCCUGCUCACCACAGGUCCUGUCCAUAGCCAAGGAGAGGAAUGUAAGUUUACAGACAGCCAUCGCAAUUGAAGCCCUCACACAGCUAUCUGGCACUGGUUCUCAGGCUUCCGGCUCUCUGGGCCACUACAACAAUAACCUCCACCAAACUAACCUCCAAAAUCACCCCACAAACGGCAUAGGGCACUCCUUCUCCCGCUCUCAAUCCGUCCCGCCUGGACUUCACACUGGUCAGCCAGCUCAAGAUCAGCGGCCGCAGUCCCAAGGUCCGCCUCCCCAUGCUUCCCCACUUCAGUCCUCUACCUCGCCUUUCCCGGGUCAGGGAUUCAACCCCCAUCCUCAGCACCCCCAGCACUGGCAGCAGGGUGCAGGCCAGGGGGAACAGAGGAACAUGUGGAUGGGUGCGAAGUCUGAAGCUCAUUUUGCACCUCACGGCAACCAAGACCCCAUGUCGGAGCUUAAACAACUGCUUGGGGACCAUACUGGCAAGUUUGACAAUGCACCCUUUAGACUCCCAGUUCAGCAAAAUAUGCAUCCCCAAGCAAACAUAGCGUUGGACAAGAUCAAGAAAGAGCAAGAUUCAAGUGAGCACUACCCUAUGGAUCCUUAUGGCAUGGCGAAUGGUCAUCAGCACUACCCCGGGAUGCCUAUGUCUCCAAACCAAGCAGCCAUUCGCCACUCCACUCAGGCAGCUCUUCAACAGCAUCUUCACUACAAACGAAACCUCUUCUCCAACCACUCUCCAGGGUUUGCCGGGCCACGUGAACCAAACGCAUGCCAAAACUUGAAGAAAUGGUGGCCACAGGAAGUUGAAAGGCAGCAGCAGCCAGUUGCUGGUGAGGAUAAGUUCUGCAUGCCCUCUUCCCCUUUUCCUAAACGCAUGAAGUUUGAAACGUCAGGGGAUAUAUCGGUGCUCUCCACAACAUGCUACUCAGAAGACGACACCCCGACCAAGGAUUUCCCAGCGUCUCCAUCACUCAAAGGAUUUCUCGAGUCCCCGCUGCGCUAUCUGGACACCCCCACAAAAAAUCUGCUCGACACCCCCUCCAAGGACCUACAAGCGGAGUUCCCAAUCUGCAACUGUGUGGAACAAAUCCUGGAGAAAGACGAGGGUCCGUACUACAACCACCUCGGAGCAGGUCCCACUGUGGCCUCUAUUCGGACCCUGAUGGAGACCAGGUAUGGACAGGCGGGAGAAGCAGUUCGUAUUGAAAAAGCUGUGUACACGGGCAGAGAAGGGAAAAGCUCGAGAGGAUGUCCCAUCGCUAAAUGGGUGAUUCGCCGAGGCAGUGAGAAGGAGAAGCUGCUGUGUUUGGUUCGGCAGCGCCCUGGGCAUCACUGUGACAACGCGGUCAUCAUCAUCCUCAUCAUGGCCUGGGAGGGAGUGCCCAGCGCCAUGGCCGACAAACUGUACCGCGAAGUCUCCGACACUCUCACCCAGUACGGAAACCCCACCAGCAGACGCUGUGGCCUCAACGACGAUCGCACUUGUGCAUGUCAGGGUAAAGACCCAGACAAAUGUGGAGCGUCCUUCUCUUUCGGCUGCUCCUGGAGUAUGUACUUUAACGGCUGUAAGUACGCUCGCAGUAAAAUCCCUCGCAAGUUCAGGCUUCAAGGAGAACACCCUGAACACGAAGAUAUACUCAGGGAUAAUUUCCAGAAUUUGGCGACUGAAGUGGCUCCAUUGUACAAGCGGUUGGCACCACAAGCUUACAGUAACCAGUGUCUGACCGAGUCUACAGCUCCGGACUGCAGACUGGGGCUGAAAGAAGGCCGGCCGUUCUCUGGAAUCACUGCCUGUAUGGACUUCUGUGCUCAUGCCCACAAGGACCAGCACAACCUCUACAACGGCUGCACUGUGGUGUGUACAUUGACAAAGGAGGACAACAGAAAGGUGGGGGUGAUUCCUGAGGAUGAGCAGCUGCAUGUUUUACCUCUGUACAAGAUUUCUCCCACCGAUGAGUUUGGCAGUGAAGAGGGACAGCGUGCAAAGAUGAAAACUGGAGCUCUUCAGAUUCUUCAGGCUUUUCGUCGUGAGGUGCGGAAACUUCCUGAACCAGCCAAGUCAUGCCGACAGCGCCGCCUCGACGCCAAGAAAGCAGCAUCGGAGAAGAAGAAGAACAAACUCAUGGCGCAGACAGGGGAAACCCCAGAGAAGGUUGUGAUCAAGACUGAGCUCAGGGUCACCAGCUCCCCACAACUGCAGGGAAAUAAAGCUGUCAUCAAGCAAGAGGUAAAGCCCAUUAUCAAGAAGGAGCCUUUUAACGGCUCCUUGGAUGGCUACCCUGUGCAGUCUGCAGAAGCGUUAAACAUCUACCCACAAGCAGCAUACUAUGCAAGGGGAGGCCUCCCUCCAACAGGCCAGCCCUCUUCCCCCAGCCCUGUUAACGGAUACCACCCCAAUCUGCACUACGGCUACUACAACUGUCCACCCAACGCACUUUUCCGUCCAAAGAUCAGGACCUAUGAGCGGAAGGCUGCUCAUGUAGACACCAAGCCUGAUGUCCAGAGCCUCCAGGCCUGCCUGAGCCAACCCGAGCAGAAUGUCUCAAACAAUAGCGCUUACACCACAAACCUGGAGUAUCAGUCCCGGCCCUCAUCAGUGUCCUCUGAGCAUACAGCCACUCCAGUGAUCAAACAGGAACCUAUGGACCUCCCAGUCCAUGAAGCAGCAAUGCAGAGCCCAGCGGGUGGGAACACCCCAAGCACGACUCCUCAGCCUGGGCCGUGGCCCGGACACAAGUUCAAUGGAAAUAUUGUUCCCCCAAAUCUAAACUCUAACCCAAGUGCAGGAGCCUCAAUGUUGAGCCAAGAACACAAGCAGUUUCACCAGCAUCCUCAGCAGCGGGCUUCACCCUUCCCCCAGCAGUGGUACCCAGGUUCCAACACCCCCAUGGGCUCCCCCUCUCCUUUGCACGCUCCUCCUUCUCCUGUGCCCUCGCCUCACCUCAUGAACCCCCACAACAUGCACUCAGCCUCCCCCCGACCCACUACCCCACGCCCCAGCACUCCUCACCCCGGAACACCUCAGCCUGCAAUUGCGAACUCAGGCCAAGUCCCAUCACAGCCGGGCACUCCCAGGCCGUGGUCCAGACUGUCCCCCAGUCCACAGGCCAACCCGUGGGCCAUGGCUCCAGGAGGCUACAGUCCUGUCAUUAAGCACAACAAUUCUAGAGGCGCCUUUCCUGACAAGAUGUGGUCAGAGAGUGGGGAGAGGUGUUCCACCCCUGUGGACCCACAGGAGAAGGCCUGGAAGUCCUAUGGGGGAUCUGCAGCCAGUACCACCCCCUCUCCCGCUCCGGAGGGCCGCUUGUUCCCUGAUGCGCUACAGCAGACAGAGCAGGCGUGUUGGGACCGCAACCAAGAAAGUGACGUGGAGAGCUGCAAAGGGCGCGAGGACGACGAUGACGAGGUGUGGUCCGACAGCGAGCACAAUUUCCUGGAUCCAAGCAUCGGAGGAGUGGCUGUGGCACCAGCUCAUGGCUCCAUCCUCAUUGAAUGUGCUCGACGAGAGCUGCACGCCACAACGCCGCUAAAAAGGCCUGACCGCACCCACCCAACACGCAUCUCCCUGGUCUUCUACCAGCACAAGAACCUCAACCAGCCCAACCACGGCCUGCAUGUGUGGGAGGCAAAGAUGAAGCUGCUGGCAGAGCGCACGCUGCAGCGGCAGCAGGAGGCUGCACUGCUGGGACUCUCCCAGGAAGACAUCAAAGCUCUCGGGAAGAAGCGUAAGUGGGGAGCCUCGGCAGCAGGGGCCAGUCCGGGGCCCGGACAGACUAAGGACAAGAGAGAGGGUCCCGUGACGCGCUUAGCUCCCACAUUCCACACCACAUCUAUGGUGCAGGUGUCUCCGUACGCCUUCACGCAGCUUACAGGGCCCUACAGCCGCUUCGUUUAG
This is a messenger RNA of Knipowitschia caucasica, 5028 nucleotides long. The record is from the annotation of a GenBank genome assembly. Lineage: Eukaryota; Metazoa; Chordata; Actinopteri; Gobiiformes; Gobiidae.